UCAUAGAUUGUCUCCAUGGCAGCAAUCUAUUCGGGGAUUCACCUGAAGCUGAAGAGUGCUAAGACAUCUUGGGAAGACAAACUCAAACUAGCUCAUUUCGCGUGGAUUUCUCACCAGUGCUUCCUUCCUAAUAAGGAGCAAGUAUUACUUGACUGGGUAAGCCAUACGUUGGUUUCGUACUACAACAAGAAACUUGAACUGGAGGAUGAAGUAGUUGAGAAACUCUGGAUGUAUCUAGACAAUGUUAUCCACAGCAGAAGACUACAAGAUCUUUUAAAGAAUGGAAAGACAAUCAAUCUCAGUUUUGCUAUUGCACAGGUCAUAAAUGAAAGAUUGUCGGAGUCCUGUUCUCAGAAAGCACAGCAAAACAUUGGCACAGUGCUGAGUUGCUCCAGUGGUAUCCUUUCUACUCCUUCGCUCUCCAUCAUUUACACAGCUAAAUGCGAGCUUUUGGUUGAUCUCCUCCACAAGCUGUCUGAGCUGGCUUGUCAGCAACUGGCUUCUGAUGAUGCUGUGGGCUCCCAGCUGUUCAGCAUUUUGCAGCUUACCUUUUCUCAGUACCUCUUGAUCCAGAGGCAGCAGACCAAUCCAAAUCGUGUAUUUGGGCAGGUGACAAGCCACUUGCUCCAGCCAUGUCUGCUCCUGAGGCACUUGCUGACUGUGAGGACCUGGGCACAGGCAGAUGACAGCCAUGUGCGGCAGCACUGGAGCAGGGAAAUCCGAAAUCAAAUAGAGAGCCUCCUACAGGCUGGACUGUUCCAGCCUGAGCUCUUCCCAUCCUACAGAGAGGAGCUGCUGCCAGAACGGGAGCUCCAGGAGAAAAAAAAAGGAGCUUUGAAAAGUCUAUUGCUACCAGUUGACACAGUGCAGACCAAGCUGGGCAAUGGCUUUUGUGAACCUGCGCUCCAUGGGGCUGUUGUGGCAGGUUCAGUGUCUCUGCUGUAUAAGCUCUUUCUGGACUCUUACUGUAAGGCAGAAAACCACCUUGUGUGCUUCCACAUGUUCAGCAAGCUUUUUGACUGUCUCAGGCUCUCCGGCCUACAGCAGGGUGUGAGGGAGGACGUGCUCUGCCCUGCAGACUGGAGCACAGAGCUGCUUGCCUUGGAACAGCUUUUGAACUUGGUACUUAGCAGUGAUAUCUAUAAUGUUGCCAAUGACCGCAUCCGGCACAAGGGGAUACAGUUUGGGUUUUACCGCAAGCUGGCACAGAUCCUAAUGAGUCACUCUCAAGCUUCCAUCCCUGCUUGGUUCAGAUGUCUCAAACUCCUGAUGUCAUUAAACCACCUGAUUGUGGAGCCAAACCUGGGUGACUUAGUGGCCUCUGCCUGGAUUGAUGCAAAGGUCUCUGAGCCACGUACAAAGAAGCCUCAGGAGGCUCUUAUUGGCUCUAUGUUUCAGACUUACUCCAAGCUGCGACAGUUCCCACGGCUCUUUGAGGAGGUGCUGUCAGUCAUUUGCCAGCCAGCUGCUGAUGAGCUGAGGAUGCCUGUCUUGUCUGCUGGCCUGAUGGCAAAGCUUCGUGAGUGCCUCCUCGAGCUGCCGCACAACCAGAUUCUGGAUAUUUUGUGUCUCUUAGUGGAGAAGUGCCAGACUUCUAUCAUUCCUGCUGUUGAAGGCAAUUCUGACAUGGUCUUGAAGCUGAUGUCCAUCAGCUCAGUGCUGCACGCUUUUCUGUUCAACAUGAGAAGCCUAGAUGAUGUCACUCCUUCCCCUGUGGUCCUUCGCACUCAGAGCCUGCUGGCAAAGAUUCAGAAGGGAAUAAUCCAGCCACUGCUGGAACUGCUGCAGGCGUGUAGUGGGGAGGAAGAGAAGCCAGAGCUUUGGUUAAGGAAAGUCAGUGACUCUGCUCUACUCCUUGUUUACACUUGGGUUGAAGUAAACACUUUGUUUGGUAUUAGCUGCAGUAAAUAUGUGUCUCCAUCAGCUGAAACUGCUAUUACUGCAUCUGCUGUAAGGCACUGGGGCAUUUCAUCUCUCCUCCCUGGUGUAGGGGAACAGUGUUGGGAGAAAGUCAUGGUUCUUGCAGGUAGUUUUGCCUCCACUAGUAAAUAUUGCUUAGAACUGCUCACACUCCAGAAAAUGAAGAUGAUCUUAAUGCAGACAAAGGUUGAUUCCCAUGCAUUGCAGCAUGCUGCAGCUUUCAUCCUGGAGUCUGGGAGAUCCAGCAUGAGUAGGGGAGAAACUGAACCAUGGGAUGGAGAUAUAAGUGCAGUAAAUGAUCUCACCUAUCCCAUAGCACACUGGCACCUUGUCAUCUCCAACCUGACUAUUCUGUUGCCAUAUCUUUCCUUGAAAGAUGUAGAGUACAUUGCCAAUGUACUUCUGGAGACAUUAGUUUUGGUCAAAGCUCAGGAAGUUGAUGGAGACCAGGAGCUUUCCAUCAGCAUUGGAAAGGUUUCUCUUGAUUUGCUGCAUAGUCCCUUUCUCCCAGAAAUGAAGGUGCUGCAUUGCGCUUUUCUGAGCAGCCUUAUUUGUCAGUUCAGUAAGGUGCUGCACUCUGCUGCUACAGGUUCUGUAGAUCUGCCACUUCAACAGCUGUCUGCAGGUAACAUCCCUUGGCAUGAAGAGAUCCUGUCUCCUUGCAAAGUUGUUGAACUGGUGGAGGCACCAUCAGAAAACAAACUGCCAAAGGAUGAACUCAACUUGUCUUGGAAAACGCUGGAGAAAGCUGCCCAGUGUAUAUUAUUGCUAGCGAAAAACGGUUCUCCAGUCAUCUUGAAAGAAGAUCAGCUAGAAAAUUGUUUGUAUUUGCUGGAAAUUACUUCUUGUCUGAAACUAGACAAUCUUUUUCCCUCAGACUGUAUCCGGUGUUUUCUCCUGCUGCUGUCCUUGGUAGCCAAUACCAGAGCUAGUGUCUCUUGCAGCAAGCUGUUAUCACUGAAGUUUUUAAGGACCUGCUUUCACCUUCUGAGGAGCCUGCAAGCUGGCCGGAAUACCAACUCUAUUUUUAAGGUUUUUCAUGCCAGUGAUGUUCUUGAAGCUGUAAUGACCUCCCUGUUUACAGCCAGCAAAUUCUACACUGAUAUUUUGACUGAUCCUGCCUGGGCAGAGUAUCUCCAGGAAGCUCAAACCUUUCUGGAGCGCUUUCUUCAGAUGAUUGUUGAACGACGACAAAGCGUGAGAAUCAACUUGGAAAAGUUCAUGUCCUUCAUAGUGAGCUGCAAGCUAGAUGCUGGUGCAGCCAGAAGUAAACGCUGUAAAAACUGGAAUCCUGCAGCUGGGCAGCUGCUGCUCAUGGCGUUUACCACACUGUGUCAUGUCAUCACACGUUACCUUCAGCAACAGCCAGAAAAGAAACUGCAGUCUGCAGAUGUGCUGUCUGCUUUGCUGGAACCAGCAAUUCUGCAGAUGGGAAGAGCAGUUGAACAUGGUCUUCAGAGCAACAUGCAAAACCAGCCUUUGCCGAUAGCAUUCAUACCAUCUAUCACUACUCUUCUCAAGGCAGAUCUGAGCCAUGCCCUCAGUAGAGAGAACUGGCAGAAGAACCCUAAAGAGCCCAGUGGAUUUUUGGAGCGUCCCCAUAUUAAACUGUACCGACAGUUUUACUCUCAAAUACUGAGAGAACUACCCUCUGCAGGAGAUCAUCUCCAGUUCCUUCAGUCUGCCUUGCAGUUCUUAACUGUCUUUUGCUCAGUACCAGACUUGUCUCCUGGAAAAGAAACAGCAGUAACUGUGGUUUAUGCUGUAAAAAAGCUUCUUGCUGCAGGUCCUGAAAUCACAGUCCAGGUGAUUCAAAAUAUAGAGCUGGAACUGACAGAGGUGCUUGUCCAGCUGUUAGGAAACUGCUCUGAUGAAGAGUUUUACGCCAUAAUGAGGCUGGUGCUGCAGGGACUUGAAGUGAGGAACGUUUGGCAACAAAAUGCUAAAGAAGUAUUGUCAGCUGUUACUCUAAUCAAAUUGCUGCUCAGCUGCCCAUUAAGUGGAGAUAAGGAAAAAGCUUUCUGGUUUGCCAGCCCACAAAUAAUCACAGCUUUAGCUAUGCAAACCAAAGAAGCCUGUCAGGACCAAGCAUUGAUUUCUACCAUAGUUGUACCUAUCCUAGAGACCACAGCAGCUCUGCUAAGGCAAGGAGAAGGGGUUCUCUUAAACCCUCACCAUGUGGCCUUGGCAUUCAGCAUUCUCCUAACAGUCCCACUAGAUCAUCUGAAGACAGAGGACUAUGGCAGUAUCUUCCUGGGAGUCCACGAAGUGCUCUUCUCUAUUCUGCAGUGUCAUCCAAAGGUUAUGUUAAAAGCAGCACCAUCUUUCCUGAACAGUUUCCAUCGUCUGGUUGUUUCUGUUAUGCAUGAAGGGCGUCAGAAGGGAGACAGAGGCAACACAGAUGAAUUUGAAGUUACACUGAAAUGUGCACACUUGGUGGAACGGAUGUAUACUCAUAUUGCUGCAGAAACAGAGGAAUUCACUGUGUUUUCUGCCUUCAUUGUGGCCCAAUAUGUAACUGAAUUGCAGAAGGUGACAUUGCACCCAGCUGUGAAGAAACAUCUUACAGAAGGGAUAUAUCGCAUCCUUGACCUUUGCAUUGAACGAGACAUCAAGUUCUUAAAUGCGUCACUACCAGCAGGUGUAAGGGAAGUCUUUAAAGAUCUGUACAAUGAUUACAACCAUUAUCACAAAGCAAAAAAACAGGGGGAGGAAAAAUAUACUGCGUGAUGAAUCCUGCCCAGUGCUGCAUGAUCAGUUAUGAUCUGAUCCUGUGUAGUACUCAGAAAAUGCUCAGUUGCUGUUUGAUUCGAGGUGACUGGUAGGAUCCAGAGGGUUUAAUUUCAACAUAGAUUGCAUCUGUCUCUCUACAAUCAGCCUUUAUAAUGGACAAAAAAGGGAACUGGGAGGAGAAUGUGCUGUUAGGUCUUUUUAUACUGUCUGUCAUAUGUGUCUGAAUUGCUGCACCUGAACAAACUCACUGGGAGCCAUGGGGAGCUUGCUGCAGUCUGGUAGCGGAUAUCCUGCUGCAAGGUUUGCAACAUAAUGGGGCUUUUCGGUGGAAGCAAUAGUCUGUGGUGUAAAAACCUGUGAGGUUACUCCUGUUGUCACUUACAUGGUAAGCAGAAUUAAACGCUGUUAGAGCACAUAGUUUUGUGCCAUAUUAUUUUACAUUUGUACUGAGGAUAUAGGUGGAUGUUGUACGUCUAUACAGUUAGUUACUUUUACAAUACUGUAGAAAUACAGUAAAAAAAAAAGAAUGUAUCUCUUUGCGUGAUCAGUUUUGCUGUUGAGCCUAGCCCUAAGCAACCUGGUCUGACCUCUAGAGGUCCCUCUUCAAAUGAAUUAUUCUAUGAUCCAGUGCUAAUCAAAAAUACUAACUGCUUAAAGCAGUCAGAUUACUGUCACUAAGCAGUUACACUUGGUCAUCUAAGUUGUGGUAGCUCUUAGGGAAUUUUUAGCUUGUGGCAAGUGCUAAGUACCAAGAUCUAGCUGAGUCCUCUUUGGGUUGGGCGAAGCUGAGCCUCGUUGCCGCAAAGCAACCCCUGGAUUGGCAGCUCAGCUGACAGUAAUUUGGUAAGUUGUGGUAAAUUAUUUACGUUUGAGCCUGGAGGAAGCUUUAUCAAAUAGCUCCCUUUGAUUAGCCAAACUGUAGAAGUUUAUUCAGUUGAGGAUUAUGAUAGAGACUAAAGCUUCAAACUCAAAUAUCCAUUAAAAAAAGAAUCUCCUUCACAUGUACCCACAAUUAGUAACAGAAACUCAUUACUCUGUCACACAAAUACCUCUAGAGUUGGGUUUCCAGAAUGAUCAUCUGCUUUAAUGUAUGGGGAAGGAAUGGGCAGAAAAAAGACUGGAAUGUGGCUUACCACUGUGUUUGAAGAGAAAUAUAGUAAUGGCACAGGACAACCAGAGUUGAAAUGUUGGAGUGGGUCAAAGCUUCAGAAGGACAAUUACUCCUGUGUUAAGUGCACAGGGCUGUGAGUGAGUGAGGUACUUGGUACAUUUCAGAAGGGAAAUGUGAAUGAGUGGGAUGCAGUCAAGGGAGCACCAGAGAGUAGGGUUUGAGGGUGAAGACAGUUAAUGUACUAGUAAAAGAAGGAAGGUUAUGAGCACUGCGAAAGGAUCUGGAAAGAAAAGAGUGAUAAAGAAGAACAAGAUUUGAAUCUGGAGAGGAAGAAAAUGAGGUAGCAUUUCUGGUUUGAAUGAAAAAGUCAAAGUUUCCCUUGAUAAAGGCACAUGACUACAAGCCGCACUUAGCUCAAAAGCUCAUCCCUUUACAGGAGAUGGACUACCUAAGGUGCUGGUAUCAGUUUUAACUCCUUGACUUGGAAAGUAAACAUGACUGAUGUGUUAUAUGGGCAGAAGUGGUGGAAAUAACAAACUCCUGUUAUAAAAAGGAUGCAUUGCUUGAAUGAGUGAAAAAUUGAAACCAUGCCAAAAUUAAAGGUUUAUUUUCAAAUAUACUGUCCAACUGCUACUCAUCCUACAA
This is a messenger RNA of Rhea pennata, 6409 nucleotides long. RefSeq names its product URB2 ribosome biogenesis homolog (gene URB2). The coding region runs from base 16 to 4650 and encodes 1544 amino acids. Gene Ontology annotation, biological process: ribosome biogenesis. The record is from RefSeq and is a predicted model, not a curated record. The transcript has 9 exons. Gene Ontology annotation, cellular component: nucleolus. NCBI's taxonomy places the organism in Eukaryota, Metazoa, Chordata, Aves, Rheiformes, Rheidae.